AUGGUAGAGCAACCCGCAAACGUGGAUGCCGCCGUGAAUACCCCAGUUGUGGUUGAUUCAAACGAUGAUGGAACAGUCGCCCAGGAACUGGAAUUAGAGCAUAUGAGGAGUACAUUGGAAGAGGCGAUUGUGGAAACGCGCAGUACGCCUCUCGAAAAUCGACCGCGACUUCCCCGCAUAGCCCUAAGCAAGCGGAAUCGGGCUGUCGUGAGGGCUCUGAACCCAAUGCUGGUGACCUAUUUGGAAGCCAGCCGGGACCUUUGCGAGACGGACUCAAUUCUUUUUGGCGCCGCGCUGGCAGUCUGCCGUAUCAUAGGCGCCAAGGUUUCCACGGCUGGACGCGCUACUGGCCAUAGUAGCGCUAUCCCAGCAUGGAGAAGAAGAAUUGAGGAAGGUAUCGCAAAGGCUAGAGCUCUCAUCGGCAGACUGAUAUGCUUCAGAUCAGGCAACAACAGGCCAAGAAUUGUGCGCACCGUCAGGAUGGCGUUUGCUGGGACAAAUGUCAGUUUGUCCCAGCCGGAUAUAACGCAAAAACUGACGGAGCGCAUAGAUGAUCUGAAGCAGAGAAUCGCUGCUUGGGGAAAGCGGAUUCGGCGAUAUACCGAGAGGUCGACACGGUUCAACCAGAAUCGUCUCUUCCAGAGUGAUCAGAAGAGGCUCUAUGAAUCAUUGGAGCGACCAAUGGUAAGUGGAACGGGUCCAGCACCGAAUCAGGCCGACACUGUAGCAUUCUGGCGCGGCCUGUGGUCAGAGCCCGUAAACCACAGCGAGGGCCCUUGGACGGAAGUUGUGGCGAGUCAGUGUGCGGGUAUUACGCCCAUGGACCCCGUCAUCAUAACGCCGGAUGACGUAGCUGAGGCGGUUCGUAGGGCCCCGAACUGGAAAAGUCCGGGGCUUGACGGGCUGCAUCACUACUGGCUGAAGGGGUUCAUGCAAGCGGCACCCGCCGCUGGUGGAGCACGUCGCAUGCGUUGGUUACAAGCAAUGAAUGCAAACGCACUGCGGGCGUACUUUAGGGCAAAAGGCGAAGAAACUGGAUGUUUGGCGUAUCGGGCUAGGAUGCAUCGUCUUUUUGCUGAGCUGGAGCCAUCUUUAACCGUCACAGAGCAAAACCUGGCAGACCGAGUUUGGUAUAUCUUGCGCUCAAAUAUAUUUGAUGUCGCCGAACUCGAACGGCUACGACGUGAGGCUGUUCCCUCGUCGGAUGAGAAUGCUACGGCUGAGGAUGCGGCGCCACAAAUGGUAGAGCAACCCGCAAACGUGGAUGCCGCCGUGAAUACCCCAGUUGUGGUUGAUUCAAACGAUGAUGGAACAGUCGCCCAGGAACUGGAAUUAGAGCAUAUGAGGAGUACAUUGGAAGAGGCGAUUGUGGAAACGCGCAGUACGCCUCUCGAAAAUCGACCGCGACUUCCCCGCAUAGCCCUAAGCAAGCGGAAUCGGGCUGUCGUGAGGGCUCUGAACCCAAUGCUGGUGACCUAUUUGGAAGCCAGCCGGGACCUUUGCGUGACGGACUCAAUUAUUUUGGGCGCCGCGCUGGCAGUCUGCCGUAUCAUAGUCGCCAAGGUUUCCACGGCUGGACGCGCUACUGGCUAUAGUAGCGCUAUCCCAGCAUGGAGAAGAAGAAUUGAGGAACGUAUCGCAACGGCUAGAGCUCUCAUCGGCAGACUGAUAUGCUUCAGAUCAGGCAACAACAGGCCAAGAAUUGUGCGCACCGUCAGGAUGGCGUUUGCUGGGACAAAUGUCAGUUUGUCCCAGCCGGAUAUAACGAAAAAACUGACGGAGCGCAUAGAUGAUCUGAAGCAGAGAAUCGCUGCUUGGGGAAAGAGGAUUCGGCGAUAUACCGAGAGGUCGACACGGUUCAACCAGAAUCGUCUCUUCCAGAGUGAUCAGAAGAGGCUCUAUCAAUCAUUGGAGCGACCAAUGGUAAGUGGAACGGGUCCAGCACCGAAUCAGGCCGACACUGUAGCAUUCUGGCGCGGCCUGAGGUCAGAGCCCGUAAACCACAGCGAGGGCCCUUGGACGGAAGUUGUGGCGAGUCAGUGUGCGGGUAUUACGCCCAUGGACCCCGUCAUCAUAACGCCGGAUGACGUAGCUGAGGCGGUGCGUAGGGCCCCGAACUGGAAAAGUCCGGGGCUUGACGGGCUGCAUCACUACUGA
Messenger RNA from Parnassius apollo (apollo), 2157 nucleotides. Lineage: Eukaryota; Metazoa; Arthropoda; Insecta; Lepidoptera; Papilionidae. The record is from the annotation of a GenBank genome assembly.